Drosophila subobscura is the source of this 593-nucleotide messenger RNA. Its product is annotated as glutaredoxin-C4. Lineage: Eukaryota; Metazoa; Arthropoda; Insecta; Diptera; Drosophilidae. Gene Ontology annotation, molecular function: glutathione disulfide oxidoreductase activity. Gene Ontology annotation, biological process: cellular response to oxidative stress. The record is from RefSeq and is a predicted model, not a curated record. The transcript has 3 exons. Bases 144 to 491 code for a protein of 115 amino acids. Gene Ontology annotation, cellular component: cytoplasm.
UAAAUUCAUAAAAUUUAUAUUAUAAGAAGUACAGUACCAUUAACAACCACAAACAACUGUUCCUUGACAGCCAGCCUAUCCACUUAAACGACGAAACGCAUCCAGACCGUGAAAUUUCUAUUCCCCUCUAAGAGCUUGAUCUUAUGGGCUCAAUUGGUUCCUCGCUGCGACCACAAAUUGCCAUCAACAUGUCUUCCAAGUCUGCCAAGUUCGUUGAGAACACCGUUGCCAGCAAUAAAGUGGUUAUUUUCAGCAAAACCUAUUGUCCCUACUGCCAAAUGGCAAAGGAGCCCUUCCAGAAGCUCAAUGUGCAGGCCACAGUCAUAGAGUUGGACGGAAAUCCAGACGGCGAUGAGAUCCAGUCCGUGCUGGGCGCGAUUACAGGUGGCAGGACGGUGCCACGAGUCUUUAUUGAUGGCAAAUUUAUUGGCGGCGGCACGGACAUUAAAAGGAUGUACGAUACGGGUGCUCUUCAAAAAUACUUUGCCUAAUCGGUGGUGCAAGACUAGAGACCAGGUGUAUACGUAUGCCUGGUGCGCGCUUUUAUGUACAAAAGUUAUUAUCAUGAUUAAAGUCCUUUAAAUCAACAAAUG